Folsomia candida is the source of this 2671-nucleotide messenger RNA. It is a transcript of the gene Noc3, whose product is annotated as nucleolar complex protein 3 homolog. The coding region runs from base 183 to 2537 and encodes 784 amino acids. Gene Ontology annotation, cellular component: nucleolus. The record is from RefSeq and is a predicted model, not a curated record. Lineage: Eukaryota; Metazoa; Arthropoda; Collembola; Entomobryomorpha; Isotomidae. Gene Ontology annotation, molecular function: chromatin binding. Gene Ontology annotation, biological process: DNA replication initiation. The transcript has 14 exons.
CUUGGACAACCACAUGCAGAAAAUACAACCACGCGAAACUUGGGAGCUGGAUUUUACAUACGUUGCUUUACUUGUUAUUUUGUAUUGUUCUCCAAUUUCAGGUUUUAAUAUUUUUAAUAAAACAUAUAAAAGUGAGUUGUAAAGGGGUGUAACUGGUGCUGAGCGUUUAGUUAUUCGUAAAGAUGGGGUCUAAGAAUCGUAAAUCGAAAAAGGGGGGUAUCAGCCUAGCCAAGAGGAAGAACAUCAAAGGGGGAAAGAUGUCUUCGGGGAAAAAGACUAAAAGUAAAAGUGUAGUUUUGGCUAGGCGUAAACUUCAAUCUGACAUUAGGAAGAAGCUUCACAAUAAGAAUAAUCCUCAUAGAGCAGGUGGACCACCCGAGGUGAAUAUGGAAGACGUUUUGGAUAUGAUUGACGAUGAGGAUUUGGCUCAUUUAAAAGGGGAUCAGUUUAAAGACCGGCAAUAUCUUGUGAAUUCACAAUCAAAGCAUGAGACAAAAAGGAAACUAAAGACAGAUGACGAUGAGAUGGAGUUGGAAGAACAAUACGAACGAAAACUCAGAAAGGUGGAAGAGUCUGAAAAACAGUACAAGAUGUUACUGCCCGUUAAAACAAAAUCUGGGUUUCACACGCAAAGAGAAGAGAUUAAAGAUGAAGAGGCUGACGACCGUUCUGUAGAGGUUGCUGUGAAGACGGACCACACUGCUCACAGAGGAGACGGUGAUGAGAAUUCGAUGGCGAAUGUUCUUGUCAGUUUUGGAAAACUCAUUGGAGAGAGAACCAACGCCCUGUAUCAGUAUAGGUUAAGAAUUGGAACCAUGUCAGCGUCAUUCCUUGAAGAUCCACAAAACAGAUUGAAAAAUCUCGAUGCACUCUUGAUGAUAAUGGAUGGAAAUGAUCCCAGAGUUUCAUUCAUAGUUCCAAAGUUGUGUGCACUGUCGUUGAUGAAAAUAUUUAAAGAUGUUUUACCAUCGUAUGCUAUAAAGCACUCCGGCUCUGAAGGAACAAAGCUGAAAAAGGAUACGUUACAUUUACAAACUUUCGAAAACAAUUUGUUGUCCAAAUACAAACUGUACUUGAAAAAGCUAGAGAGUUACGUGAGCAAGUUUUGUCCAAAACGGAGACCUCCAGUACCCUUCAGCGAUGCUGAAGCAAGUACUGGAACUGUGUCACUUGAGUGCAUGUGUGGAAUGCUAAUUAGUCAUCCAUAUUUUAACAUGUCGACAAAUAUCGCCAAUUUUUUAGUUCCUUACCUAAAUAAUUGGAACCCGUUGAUUCGGACCAAGGUAUUUAAUUCAAUCAAGUCGCUUUUCCGACAAGACAAGAGGGGAGAAAUUUCAUAUGAGAUCAUUCGUCGGAUAAAUGAUGUAAUAAAAUCUAAAAUGGCUGGAAAAGGCAGUCGGGUAGUUCAUCAAGAAGUUCUCAAUGUUCUGCUGGCAUUGAGAAUUAAAGAAGCAGACCUACAAAAAGAGAAAGAGGAAGAAACGCACUCGACAAAAAAACUUACUUUUGAACAGAGAAGGAUGCUUUCAAAACGCCAGAGGAAGAAAGCCAAAGAUCUUGUCCUUCUGGAGAAAGAAUUGCUUGAAGCAUCUGCAGAGGAAAACAAGGAACGAAAGUCCCAUUUUCUAACAGAAAUUACAAAGUUGGUGUUCACCAUUUACUUUCGAGCUCUCAAGAACGAAAGCAACUCACAAAUUCUGUCUUGUGUGUUGGAAGGGCUUUCAAAGUUUGCGCACGUAAUCAAUAUUGAUUUCUUUGACGACAUUUUAAAAGUUCUGGAAAGAUUGCUCAACGAGGGUCAUCUCAAACCGCGUCAAAUACUUCUCUGUAUUUCAACCGUGCUCGCAGUUCUAGAUGGGCAAGGAUCUGCUCUAACUCUUGACCCUACCUCAUUCCACAAACAUUUGUAUGCAACUUUGACAAAUUUGCGAUUGGGUAAAGGCGAAACUGAUGUUGGAAUUGCACUGCGUUGCGCUCGACUUGGUCUUGGAAGACACAAGAUGCCAGGUCCCAGAGCUGUAGCUUUCGCCAAGAGAUUAUCCACAACUGCACUUCAAUUGGAGCAUCAGGAUGCAGCCGCUAUUUUAGUGGAAUUAAAACAAAUUUUGCGAUUGCAGCCUACUGUGAACGUACUCUUUGACUGUGAUGGGGGUGGGGCAAGUGGAGUUUAUUUACCAGAAUUAGCAGAUCCUGAUCACAGUUGUGCGAAUGCUUCAACAAUGUGGGAGAUGACGUCGUUAAUGGCGCAUUAUCACCCAUGGGUUAGCCAACUGGCCAGGUCACUUGUGUCUCCCAAUGAAAAAAUGCCUUUAGAACUGAUGAAUGUGCUUCCUGAAGUUAUCUGCCAAAAAUUUAACCCAAGAAACACGGAGUUUGAAUUUAAUCCAUCCAUACCAGAGAAAAAGGUGAAUUUGCUAAAGUCAAAACAACGACACCAUCAUUUCACUCCAAAAACCGAGCUGAUGAAAGAGUUUAUUGAAGAAAUCGACAUAAAUUCUGACGUUACUAAAGAACUAGAAAAUAUUGAAUUUGUUUAGAUGUAACUCAGUAAUAUCAUUAAAUGUCAUGAAUUAUAGAAUCUGUUCCUGUUAUCAAAUAUGACUCGACUGAAAUUAUUGACUCUAAUUCAAGGUUUAUUUUACGUGAAAAUAAAUAGUUAGCAAUUUGACAC